UUCAAUUGUGUACUCGUUUGUGCCACACACCUUUGCUCGCUGCAACUUCCUGUAAGGUACUUUGCAAGGAGCAAGCAUCCCUUUCUCUCUCUCUCUCUCUCUCUCUCUCUCUCUCUCUGAGCAUCUCUCUUCUCUCUCUCCUUUCUCUCUAAUAUGAGCAGAUGAGCUCCGGUAAGCAAGAAGGGCCCAAGCUAUUCAGCUCGAGGAUCCUCUCAAGGGAUCGCUCAAACGUGGCCAACGCGUCCUUCAGGGUUUACUACAGCCUCGGCGCCGGCACGGUGCCGUUCCUGUGGGAGUCCAAGCCGGGCACGCCCAAGAGCUCCGUCACACCGGCCUCCGCCGCAAGCUCCAUGCCGCCGAUCUCGCCGCCACCGUCCUACCAAUCCAGGUCUCAGUCCAAGGACAACAAGUGCAGAGGCAAGUCAUCUUCCAUCUGGUCUGCCGGAGGUUGGAUCAGCUGGCUGAACCAGAACAUCAGGAGGCGGUCACCGCCGUCGUCGCCGACCGAUCACCAGCAACGGUGGCUCUCGCAGGAUCAUGGCGUCGGCGACCACGAGCGGCGGCCAUGGCGUCCCACCUUGUGCUUCUGAGCUGGCCGGAACGGAUUGGGUGAAUUAGCUGUUGCACCAUGCGAGGUGUUAAUGGAGUGCUGUUAGCUGUUACAAUACUAGGAUAUGGUGUCCGUACGCGUUGGGUUUCUUUAAAGAUUUUAUUAGGUUGGAUGAUGGAUGGACUCUUUCCUUCUCCAGUGUUCAGCUUUGCAUAGACAUCUUACAGUGUUUGGUUGUUUGGUGUACGAAUAAUUGGGUCUGCAUGAUUGCUAUCUAUGCACAUUAUAGCAAAUCAAUAGUACAUAUUAUAUUUUUAAAAGAUCUACUUGUAUCCGAUUUGAGUUUCUGUAAAUUAAAAGAUGUUUUUACCUUUACUUGGAGAAUUGUAAUCC
Setaria italica (foxtail millet) is the source of this 943-nucleotide messenger RNA. RefSeq lists its product as uncharacterized. Bases 162 to 590 code for a protein of 142 amino acids. NCBI's taxonomy places the organism in Eukaryota, Viridiplantae, Streptophyta, Magnoliopsida, Poales, Poaceae. The record is from RefSeq and is a predicted model, not a curated record. The transcript has a single exon.